AUGGCGACUGACAAUUCAUCGAAAGUGGAAAUGCUAGUAAUGUACAAAGAGUGCAUGCACAACCCUGCGGACUCCAACAGAGAUUUCCUCCACGAUGGCUGCGGCCUCUUCGAGGCCCCUAGCGGCACCACCACCAGAUCCCGUGAGGCCAUGUUCCGUGCCGUCUGCGGCUGCCACCGCAACUUCCACCGGAGAAUCGAGGUGGAAAUUCCCCCACGCCACCGCUCCUCCCGCUCCUCCUCCAUCCGCCACCACCAACAACAACAACAGCCCUCCUUGCACCCACACCAACCACAACAGCCCGCCUCGCACCACCACCACCACCGUGGUCGUUUCGCUCCCAAGCAGGUGGCGGCUCGUCGGCAGAGGCGGGCCCUAGCUCACCAUGUGGAGGGAACUUCUGCUGCGGCACAGGAAGUGCCACCUCAGCAUGGGGUGCGUGCCCCCUGCAGAAAGAGAAUAACGAGGGCCCAAAGCGAAAUGGUCAGGGCCUUGACUGAGAGGAACGACUGGAAAAUGUUCCGGGAGUAG
Messenger RNA from Erythranthe guttata (spotted monkey flower), 531 nucleotides. NCBI's taxonomy places the organism in Eukaryota, Viridiplantae, Streptophyta, Magnoliopsida, Lamiales, Phrymaceae. The record is from RefSeq and is a predicted model, not a curated record.